This is a messenger RNA of Pelagomonas calceolata, 1270 nucleotides long. The record is from the annotation of a GenBank genome assembly. NCBI's taxonomy places the organism in Eukaryota, Pelagophyceae, Pelagomonadales, Pelagomonadaceae.
UGAGAGCAGUGUGUUGCUCUGUGUCUGUGCGCGUCGUCGGCGUUUUGAGCUGUUAGAUUUGGCUCCUCUGCGACCGCGUUUGACCACUGCAGCGCGCAAACGCGCGCAGUCGUCCGCUCGCGCGCGCUAGCGACGUGCCAAAUUGCCUCCUCUUGCCUCUGCAGCAGCAGUUUUUGGCACGGGCUGAGUCGCGAACGGCCGACGCUGCGCGAAGCGCGUAUCGCACGGAUCGUGUGCUUGUUAGGAAUCGUGCAGAUUGCACGCUUACAACGGCUGCACGUCCCGGGCGCGGCACGAAACCCAGCCAGACAGCGCACUGCUAAGCACUUGGCAGCGCGAGAGGCGUCAACUACGGAUGAGGAUGCUCCGCGCGCUCCUCCUCGCCGCGGCCGCCGGCCAAUCCUAUUCAAUAAUAGCGGCCGCGCACUCCGUUAUUUUCCGGAACGAGAUGGACGAAGACGCUACUCUGUACUGGGUCGACCCCGCGACGAAACAAAAGACGAAAGUCGGCGUCGCGAGGGCGUAUGGGGGCGAGCUGCCGCAGAACACGCAUGUAGGCCACCAGUUCCAUUAUGAGGGCGGGCACAGCGUCGGCGUCGAGGAUAUAGUUAUAAGAGCCGACAGGACCUAUUACUCACUUACGAAGAAUGGAAGAUGUAGAGUCGAGUGCGUCGUGGCCGGUGGGAAGUACGGUGCAAAGGGGAGGGGGAAAAUUGGAUUUACCGUGUAUCCCGACUGGUCUCCUCGCGGGGCGGGACGGUUCCUAGAGCUCGUGAGGAAGCACUUCUUUGACGACUGUGCUAUUAACAGGGUCGUGCCGCAGUUUCUGGCGCAGUUUGGGAUAGCGGCGGACUACGAAGCGAGGACCUGGUGGCGCAUGCGAACGAUAGAGGACGACCCGCCGCAGUCGAUCCCCUUCAAGCCGGGCUACGUGGCCUUUGCUGGAAGUGGACCGAACUCGCGUUCCACGGAGAUGUUCGUCGUCAUGCCCGAGACCUCUCGACAUCAACUGAACGCCUUCGGGGAGAACCCGUGGGAGACGCCUUUUGCGGUCGCGGAUGACGAUGCUAUUCGCAGUGUGCUGCCCAUGCUCGUGAAUUCGUACGGGGACAUGCCGCCAUGGGGCGGCGGGCCGGACCCGCAGAAGAUUUACGAGCGGGGCGGCUACGAUAUGUUACACCGCGACUUCCCCGAGCUCGCGCGCUUCGAGACGUGCCGCGUCAAGGAGCGGCCCAUGCCUGCUAAGGCGCGACGAGAUCUUUAAUAGUGA